This is a messenger RNA of Daldinia decipiens, 2136 nucleotides long. RefSeq lists its product as uncharacterized. Gene Ontology annotation, cellular component: nucleus. Bases 621 to 1721 code for a protein of 366 amino acids. The record is from RefSeq and is a predicted model, not a curated record. Lineage: Eukaryota; Fungi; Ascomycota; Sordariomycetes; Xylariales; Hypoxylaceae. Gene Ontology annotation, molecular function: DNA-binding transcription factor activity, RNA polymerase II-specific; RNA polymerase II cis-regulatory region sequence-specific DNA binding. Gene Ontology annotation, biological process: regulation of transcription by RNA polymerase II. The transcript has 2 exons.
GCCAAGACCCUGAGCUUGUGAUACCCCACGUGUUAGCGAGUCUUUUCGGUAUGUAUGUAUGUAUGUUAGCAGGUUUAUGUACCUAAGGUACCUAACCUAACGGCCUGAAGUAACUCACAAUUCGCAUUAAAUUAUUCCAACCUUUUAUCCGCCUUAUGCAUAGGUACGUAUCUACCUAGGUAUUUAAAACUAUAAGCUAUACCUGUUACGUGCUUAUCGCAACAACGCGGCCGCCAAUGCUAAUGCGCGCGGAAGCAUCCCAUCGCUAGAGACAAUUUAAUAGAGAUUCCCUUGAUUUGAUUUCCUUGUUGAUUGCUGGCUGUCUCAGCUCAUCAGCCUUUUUCCCUUCCUCCACCACUACCAUUCACUUUCCUCCCAUUGUCAUCCAACCAGCCUACCUACCUACAUAGGUUACCUUAAUCUAAAUUCUAUUAUCUACCUAAUCAACCUCCAAUUUUUCUCCUCGAAAUAUUCAAUAACAAUAUCGAGUUGUCUUAAUUGCCUACUUUGAUUGCGCCUAUAACUUAUCCGAUUUCCCAUCUCAUUCUAACGCGGGCUCGCUCCGUUUACGCCCUCUUACGUUUGAAUUGUUAGUAUUUAAACGUCGAACGCGAUCAAAGAUGGUGCUGUUGUCAGAUUCGUCGUCAAUCAGCUCUUUAUCAUCCGACUCGCCUGAAGCCGACAACGAUUUCGAUGAUACCGGCGUUGUUGAUGAACCAGCGCCCCCUCCCUCCAAACGACAGAAGCUAGGCGACAGGUCGAGAGCUUCCUCUUCCAUUCAUAUAGAACCCGAGCCCGAACAAGAAUCAGACCAUGAUCUCGAUGGCGAUAUCUCGUCGGACACUUCGGGUGACAUUCCCAAUUCUCCCAUCAAUGCUAAGCUCGAUGAAGACGAAUUUCAGGAGCAAGUUACGGUAUGCGCCUGGGACGGAUGUAGAGUAGGUGACUUGGGGAAUAUGGAUAGGUUGGUUAAACAUAUUCAUAACGACCACAUCGAGAGCCGUCAGAAAAAGUAUACUUGCGAAUGGAUUGGUUGCCCGAGAAAGAGUUCCCCACAUCCCAGUGGCUACGCAUUGAAAGCUCACAUGAGAAGUCACACAAGGGAGAAGCCAUUCUACUGUUAUUUGCCCGAAUGUGACCGUGCAUUCACAAGAUCCGACGCAUUAGCGAAACAUAUGCGAACAGUCCACGAGACCGAGGCUUUGCGACCAUCCGAUCCCGUACCCAAGUCAAUGCAGACCCAGUCCGGCCCUAAGUCCGGAAAGCUGAAGAUCAUAAUCAAGACCCCACAGUCGCACGCCGCAGGUCAAGACGAUGCUGUGGACGAUGGCGAUACCGGCUCGGACAUAGCAGACUUCUUUACACCCUUGACGGAGCAACAGGGUUUCUCCAGCAAGGAGCUUACCAUGGAUAUGAAAUCUCUGUACAAGUUGUGUGUAGCAAAUCUCAAGUGGGUAACGAAAGAUAGCGAGGCGCUGAAGCGACAGUGCAAACAAAUGGAAGAGGCAUACAGGCAGGAGUGGCUAGAAAAGGAGGCUCUAUUAGAUCAAGUCAUUCAAAUCGAGGAAGACUGGUGGCAACGACGCGAAUUAGUUCUCGAGGCAGAGGCAAAGACUCGAAUAGCUAAGAAGGGAGAGGGAAGUGUUGCGUUGGAGGAUACUCAGGAUAACGCCAACGCGUCGCAAGUUACUGCAGCCAGUUUAAGCCAGCUCACAGACUAAAGGCUUGAAGAGAACCUCCCCUUUCAAAAUAGUAAUGAAAAGGCAAUGCCAUGUAGUCCGCAUCUAUUGGUGGAUUACAGAAGGGAUUUAGAUAUCAUGAAUAGAAGCGCAUGGACGCGUUUAAGGUUUAAGGCAUUGCUACGAGGGCAUUCCCAAACUCCCAGGGAAUAUAAUAAUACAUCCAGCAGAAACGGCGUCAUUAGUUUAGCAAAAUAUACUAACUGUAAUUUCAUCCCCAGCAUGGACCACGAAGUCUGAGAAUACCUAAUUCCGUCAAAUUUCAAAGUUAGGUACUCUUGAAUAUCAAUAAAAUCGGCCCGAAUGUCUUUUUCAAAGUUAAACAUGUGCUCGAGGAAGCAAACUAUACAGCCCAAGUUAUAAGGCGAACACAACAUUGAACACUUGAAUAUGUUGC